GCAAAAGAUGGUUCGACGGUUGUUACGGGCAGGAGCAAGCACCCUACAACCGCCAAAAUUUCGUUCCUGCGCCACUUCUUCACGCGCGCCCCCUCACCCACAACUAUGUCCGCCACAAAGACCAAGGUCCAGUCCAUCAUCGACGAGAACCCCGUCGCCGUCUUCUCAAAGUCCUACUGCCCAUACUGCAACCAGGCCAAGCAGCUGCUGAGCGCCAGCGGCGCAAAGUUCUUCGCCAUCGAGCUCGACCAAGUCGACGACGGUUCAGCAAUCCAGUCUGUGCUCGCCGACAUCACUGGUCAGAGGACCGUUCCCAACAUCUUCAUCGCCCAACAGCACAUUGGUGGAAACAGUGACUUGCAGGCCAAGAAGGGCGAGCUCAACACCCUGCUCAAGGAUGCUGGUGCCCUAUAA
Bipolaris victoriae FI3 is the source of this 414-nucleotide messenger RNA. RefSeq lists its product as hypothetical. The annotation marks the transcript as partial. NCBI's taxonomy places the organism in Eukaryota, Fungi, Ascomycota, Dothideomycetes, Pleosporales, Pleosporaceae. The transcript has 3 exons. Gene Ontology annotation, cellular component: cytoplasm; nucleus. Gene Ontology annotation, biological process: cellular response to oxidative stress. Gene Ontology annotation, molecular function: glutathione disulfide oxidoreductase activity. The record is from RefSeq and is a predicted model, not a curated record.